AUGCUGUCGCCUGGAUCGUCACGGCCGUCCUUCGGCUCUGCAAGGACAUUGCGGUCGUCCCGUGAGUCUUCGGUGGCAGACGUCUCCAUCUCAGUGUCGUCGAGUGCAUCUUCGAAUUCUUCGGCUACCGUCACCGUUGGCUCCGGCGCAUCAAACGAGCUUGCAACGCCCCUCACUGCUAAGAGCUCCGUCGUGCUGGUGUACCGCAACUGGGUGGGACCUCGCUCCGUCCAAGGCGACAGCGCAUGCUGGCGUGAGGCGCACGUUAUGAAGAAAUGCCCCUCGAACUACGACCGCAACGAGAAGACCAACACGUGGGCCGAAUGCCCCAUUGAGUACCCGGUGGAGUGCGGCAUGGAGUGCAUCCGCCAGAACGACGACUGCGGACGCGAGGUGCUCUACAAGGUCGGUUCCGUGUUCAACGUCGGCAUCAACGGCGUCAUGGACAACUGGUUCGGCAAGUUCUCGGAAAUGGCCAAGGGCGUGCGGACCGCCGUCAUGUGCUCCUGCAUGAUUGUGGGUGAGCUCCGGGCACUUAACCGCUACAUCCGCUCCAUUAAAGCUGGGGACCCCGAGGCGUCUCAAGACAAGAUCAUGGCGCUGCUCUAUCAGUCGAACGCUGUGGUGGUUGAACUGCCUAUUACGAUCAAGCUGUGUAUGGGCGGAAAAACAACCCGCCAAUGGUGGCUGGCGGACUGCAUCAUGGCCACUUCGCAGUUCAUUCUGUCCCAGGUUCUGGCCCACGACGACAGCCUCAUUACGAGUUGGGAGAUCACCAAGGGCGAGAUCGGAUACCUCAAGGACGCUCUCAGGUCCAACUCGACGUGCGGCCACGACCUGCAAGGCCUCAUGGAGCGCACGUGGUCGACCGUCGAGGCCUUGAGGGAGCAGAACCCCGGCAUUACCAAGGACAAGCUGCGCUCCGACGAGAAGACGGCCUACACCACGCGCGACAAGCUGCGCAAGACCUUCGGUGUCGUCAUCAACGACCUCAUCACAACGGGCAAGAGCGACAAUGGCACGUCCUACAAGGCCAUGGAGUACGCGUACAAGGUGGUGAACCAGGGCCUCAACUUCUGGGUCGUCACGGGCUUCGACAUGAGCGGCGUCUCGAGUUUCAUCUCCGAGUACUUCCAGUCCAUCUGCGGCCCGACGCAGUUCAUGGGCGAGAUCGACGAUGGCACGCACCCGGACACGCUGGGGCUCAACAUGACCCAGAAGGCGUUCAUGAACAGCACCAUGUCCUGGACCAAGAAGGGCGACGGCCAGGUGAUCAUCAACUUCCAGAGCACCGACACCAAGAACGUGACGGUCAACAUUAUGUCUGGAGGCGACAAGAUCGACGAAAUCGACGUCGCUGCCUGUGGGAAAGCCACGUGGAAGUCAACUGUGGAGAAGCUGAGCGGCCGGACGCUGUAUCUGGAUCGCUGGCGCCCUGGUUUCCUGGGUCUUCCUGGCACCGGAGGUGCUCUUUGA
Molecule: messenger RNA, 1476 nt
Organism: Phytophthora sojae
Lineage: Eukaryota; Oomycota; Peronosporomycetes; Peronosporales; Peronosporaceae
Exons: 2
Coding region: 1-1476 (491 amino acids)
Source: RefSeq, a predicted model, not a curated record